Mesocestoides corti is the source of this 909-nucleotide messenger RNA. The record is from the annotation of a GenBank genome assembly. NCBI's taxonomy places the organism in Eukaryota, Metazoa, Platyhelminthes, Cestoda, Cyclophyllidea, Mesocestoididae.
AUGGCGUCGACAUCUAAGAGAGUUCAAUUGAGUGCCGUUCAGUCAAACAUAUUGAACUAUGUAGUCAAUAUGCAUGGCAGCCAAGCCAAUGGCCACAGAUCAGCAUGGAUUGCGUUGCUGGCUCAUGCCUAUUUAAUUUCACGGGGUUCGAUAUUGACAGAAAGUCCUCAGUCCCUGACCAGUUUGUGCAUCUUACCAAAUGGAUGGGCGUCCACUGAUCCAAUUCGAUUUCAUUAUCGUUUUUCAGGUGUCGCGAAUGUGUAUGAGAGUACCUCGACCCACAGUUCUUCAAAAUACUCGCUUCAACUUUCUGUUACUCAAGCUGACAACAACGUUUUCGUUAACCUGACGAAUCUCACUAAUGACAAGUUUGGUCAUCUUGAGAUUUCUGGUCCUGGCCAUGUGCGUCUUGAGGCUGUUGUAUCUGAUAGUGCUCUUCAGCCAACCGCAAUAUUUCCUCAGUUGGAAUCUACCCUCUUUGAGAUGGAAGAGAAACUUUGGAAGCCAGUGUUCCCGAGUCCGCCUCAGUCGAAACCCGGCGUUAACCCAUUUAUGUCGUCACCACCAAGUGUAGUUCAGCAACCAGCAAGUCACCCAAACACAGGAGUUUACCCAAAUGUACCUGACUAUGGCCGGAGCGACCUUGACCCCCUCGGAGGGGAGCCUGGAAGUAGACUGCCCUUUGGGGGUGGUGGAAUGGUUAUCGAUCCAACUCAAGCCCUUCGUCGACCAAAUCCUUUCGGACUGCCACAUCCCGGUGGCGGGGGUAUGGUGCCUCCUGGGGCACGCUAUGAUCCCAUUGGCCCACCCAUGAUUCCACCAAGGGGGAUUGGACCUCGCGGCGGCCGUUUCAACAACCCAGAUCCCGACUCUCUUCAACCACCAGGAUGGGAGGACAUGUACAUGUAA